Molecule: messenger RNA, 2833 nt
Organism: Pyrgilauda ruficollis (rufous-necked snowfinch)
Lineage: Eukaryota; Metazoa; Chordata; Aves; Passeriformes; Passeridae
Gene: ATP6V0A4
Product: ATPase H+ transporting V0 subunit a4
Exons: 20
Coding region: 16-2550 (844 amino acids)
Biological process (GO): proton transmembrane transport; vacuolar acidification
Cellular component (GO): vacuolar proton-transporting V-type ATPase, V0 domain; plasma membrane; vacuolar proton-transporting V-type ATPase complex
Molecular function (GO): proton-transporting ATPase activity, rotational mechanism; ATPase binding
Source: RefSeq, a predicted model, not a curated record
GAGAAGAGUGCCAGCAUGGCCUCUGUCUUCCGGAGUGAGGAGAUGAGCCUGAGGCAGCUCUUCCUGCAGGUGGAGGCUGCCUACUGCUGCGUGGCUGAGCUGGGGGAGCUGGGGCUGGUCCAGUUCAGAGAUCUGAAUGUGAAUGUCAACAGCUUCCAGAGAAAGUUUGUGAAUGAAGUGAGAAGGUGCGAAUCCUUGGAGAGAAUCCUGCGUUUUCUGGAAAAUGAGAUGGAAGAUAAUGUUGAAAUAGUCAAAGGAGAAAAGUAUCCAGAGACACCCCUGCCUCGGGAAAUGAUUGAUAUGGAGGCAGUGCUGGAGAAACUUGAAGCUGAGCUGCUGGAAGCCAACCAGAACCAGCAAACAUUGAAGCAGAACUUCCUUGAGCUGACAGAGCUCAAACAUCUGUUGAAGAAAACCCAGGAUUUCUUCGAGGCAGAAACCAAUCUGCCAGAUGAUUUCUUUAUUGAAGACACAUCUGGACUGCUGGAGCUGAGAAGCACUCCUGCUGCUGCAGCUGCCAAGCUGGGAUUCACAGCAGGGGUAAUAAAGAGGGAAAGGAUGAUCCCCUUUGAGCGUUUACUGUGGCGAGCCUGCAGGGGAAACAUUUACCUGAGGUACACAGAAAUGGACACCCCCAUGGAGGACCCUGUGACAAGAGAAGAGGUGAAGAAGAAUGUGUUCAUUAUCUUCUAUCAAGGAGAGCAGCUUAAACAAAAAAUCAAGAAGAUUUGUGAUGGAUUUCGUGCCACAGUCUAUCCUUGUCCAGAGUCUGCCACCGAGCGCCGAGAAAUGCUUGAUGGAGUCAACACAAGAAUUGAGGAUUUAAACACAGUGAUAACACAAACCGAGUCCCACCGCCAACGACUGCUGCAUGAGGCAGCAGCCAACUUGUGGUCCUGGGGGAUCAAGGUGAAGAAAAUCAAGGCCAUCUACCACAUUCUGAAUUGCUGUAACAUCGACGUCACCCAGCAGUGUGUCAUUGCAGAGAUCUGGUUCCCAGUGGCUGAUGCUGACCGGAUAAAAAGAGCUCUCCAUCAAGGAAUGGAACGUAGUGGCUCCACGAUUGCCCCCAUCCUCACUGCCGUACACACCAAGAUGGCACCACCCACCUUCAACAGGACCAACAAGUUCACAGCUGGAUUUCAGAACAUCGUGGAUGCAUAUGGUGUGGGCAACUACAGGGAGAUGAACCCAGCUCCCUACACUAUCAUUACUUUCCCCUUCUUGUUUGCGGUGAUGUUUGGGGACUGUGGCCACGGCGCUGUCAUGCUGGGCUUCGCACUCUGGAUGGUCAUUAAUGAGAAGAGUCUUCUGGCCCAGAAAAGCACUAAUGAGAUCUGGAACACCUUUUUCAGCGGGCGCUACCUGAUCCUGCUCAUGGGCAUAUUCUCCAUGUACACUGGCUUCAUCUACAAUGACUGCUUCUCCAAAUCAUUCAACUUCUUUGGUUCUUCCUGGCAUAUCAUCCCCAUGUUUAAAAAUAACACUUGGAAUAAGGAUGUGCUUCUAGACAAUGCAGUGCUGCAGUUGGAUCCAGCAGUCCCAGGAGUCUACUCUGGAAAUCCAUAUCCAUUUGGAAUAGAUCCGAUCUGGAAUGUUGCAUCGAACAAACUGACUUUCCUGAACUCCUACAAAAUGAAGAUGUCGGUUGUCAUAGGGAUUGUGCACAUGAUUUUUGGGGUGAUACUCAGUCUCUUCAACCACAUCUACUUCAGAAAAUACAUAAACAUUAUCCUUCAGUUCAUUCCAGAGAUGAUUUUUAUUAUCUCUCUUUUUGGCUACCUGGUCUUCAUGAUUAUUUUCAAAUGGUGUCAUUUUGAUGUCCAUUCAUCCCAGAGUGCACCAAGCAUCCUCAUCCACUUUAUCAACAUGUUUCUGUUCAACUAUGGUGACACUUCCAAUGCUCCAUUGUAUCUGCAUCAGAAAGAAGUGCAGAGUUUCUUAGUCAUAUUUGCUCUGAUUGCUGUUCCCUGGAUGCUCCUAAUUAAACCUUUCAUCCUCCGAGCCAACCACCAGAAAGCACAGCACAUGAUCCAUUCUCAAGCCAUCUCAGGAAACUCAGGAGGUGAAAAUGAGGUAGAUGUCCCAGAGACCAAUCACUCCAAGAAAGCUUCCCAGGGAAACCACAGCGGUGGCCAUGAAGGACACGAGGGUGACGAUGGAGAGUUCAAUUUUGGAGAUGUAUUUGUCCACCAAGCUAUCCACACCAUUGAAUACUGCCUUGGCUGCAUCUCCAACACAGCCUCUUACCUGCGACUCUGGGCGCUGAGCUUGGCCCAUGCACAGCUGUCAGAGGUCCUUUGGACCAUGGUGAUGCACAACGGGCUCAGCAGCAGCGGCUGGGCAGGCCUCAUCGCCAUCUUCAUCAUCUUCGCGGCAUUUGUGGUGCUGACGGUAGCCAUCCUGCUGGUCAUGGAGGGGCUCUCGGCCUUCCUGCACGCCUUGCGUCUGCACUGGGUGGAAUUUCAGAACAAGUUCUACGUGGGAGCUGGGUACAAAUUUUCUCCGUUCUCCUUCAAUCACAUCAUCAAUGGCACUGCAGAAGAGUAAAACCAGUGCAUCACUUCUUCCCUCCUCAGAUCAGCCUCUGUUUUCUUGUGGUGGCUCACCCACAGAGUAGAAUACAUAGGAUGAAAGAGAAUGGGGCAUGGCCCUUAAAGAAGAGCUGUAGAUGAAUAAUGUCCUAGCUACAUUCCAAUAUACUCCUGUAUCAGCUGAGAGAUGACCUGUAUCAGCUGGUCUGGCUGGACCCUUGGCUGAGACUCCAUUGAUGUCUGCAAGUACCGGGUCCUCAGCAUUUGAUGGGGUCAGCUGCCUACUGCUUGGCUGAAAA